CUGCACAUUUUCACUGGAUGUUGUGACGUUUCUCCGGUUUGGCCAUGAAUUCAUUUCUUAAAUCCCCUGUCAGAGGCGCUGAGGCAUCACUUAACUCGCGUGGCUCUGAAAGCUGUGGCGAGUCGGAGAACGGUUGCUGAGUAGGGAUGCUGAGCUUGGUACUGCACCCCUCAAAGAUGUACAGUUUGAACAGCAUGUGACUGCAGAGCGGGACUAACGACCAGGAACGGAGCGAAGCGGACCAUACAUUCAUUUAAAAUUAUCCCUCCGUUGGAAGGUCUCCAACUCUGGCAGCCAUGGCUAACAGAGGACCCAGCUACGGACUGAGUAGGGAGGUUCAGGAGAAGAUAGACCAGAAGUAUACUCUGGACCUGGAGGCCAGACUGGUGGACUGGAUCAUCUUGCAGGUUGGGGGGAACAUAGAGCGACCAGAGCCUGGGAGACUGAACUUCCAGAGCUGGCUCAAAGAUGGAACAAUUCUUUGUAGGCUCAUUAACAGCCUAUAUCCCCCUGGUCAAGAGCCCAUAAAGAAGAUCCCAGAGACAAAAAUGGUCUUCAAGCAGAUGGAAAAGAUCUCCCAGUUCCUGCAUGCAGCUGAAGCUUAUGGGCUGAUCACCGGGGACCUUUUCCAGACUGUGGACCUGUGGGAAGGGAAGGAUAUGGCUGCCGUGCAAAGGACCUUGUCGGCUCUAGGCAGUAUGGCACUCACAAAGGAUGAUGGUCAAUAUCGUGGUGAACCUGAUUGGUUUCAUAAGAAAGCUCAGGGAAACCGGCGGGAGUUUUCUGAGGAGCAGCUGCGUCAAGGCCGUAGUCUGAUUGGCAUGCAGAUGGGCGGCAACUCAGGGGCGUCUCAGUCUGGCAUGACAGGGUAUGGCAUGCCACGCCAGAUAAUGUAAAAAUGUCACUUGGCUCCCCUAUAGGGAUCCAAAGUUGCUAUCUCAUUAGCUCAGGGGCAGCGUGAAGUUUCCCUGAUGAUCUCUCUAAAGGGGUCCUAGAUGUCACUUCAUAUAGGAAAUCUGAGCGCUCUAACAGGGCAUUACAUACAUCCUUCAAAAAAACCUUUUAUGCGCUCACAGUGGCUCUACAGCUGCAUUUACACAGGCAGCCCAAUUCUGAUAUUUUUUCCACUAAUUGGUAUUUUUACCAAUCACAGAUCUUUUUCCCCGAGGUGAUCCAAUUGGUCAAAAAACCAAUUAGUGGGGGAAAGUAAGAUCAGAAUUGGGCUGCCUGUGUAAACAGCCUUCACUCAGUUACAUGGUCAGGUGUGUCAUUUCGAUCAGUGUGGAUAUGUUGUCUGUGCAUCAGACUGGUGUUCCAAGGUUUCUGUCAACACAGUUGUGACACGACAGCAUGGAACUGUGCCAUUGUCCAAGAAGACAUUUUUGGUUAUUUAGAAAAGUCAUUGUAAUGAUAGUCACAAUGGUAUUACAUUACAGUAUUCUUUAUUCAGGUAAUUUACAGCACGACUAGUCUUAUUUUUUACCACAGUGUGGAAUGUGAAUGCUAUACGGCAAUUAUCUUUCACAUAACUUUGUUGCAUGCUAAUGUUCAGUAUUGAAUGUUUUUUUCUGGUUUAAUUUAUAUUACUUAAUGUACACAGAUGUAUGAGUACUGUGUGAAAUGUAUCAUGUUAUGGAAUAUAUUUACAGAAUUUUCCCCCAAUUGGUUUAAAAAUCAUCUAGGCCUGUAUGGAUUAAAUCCUUCAUGAUGGUUUGGACUGAA
This is a messenger RNA of Salmo salar (Atlantic salmon), 1722 nucleotides long. RefSeq names its product transgelin 3a (gene tagln3a). Gene Ontology annotation, cellular component: actin cytoskeleton. The record is from RefSeq and is a predicted model, not a curated record. Lineage: Eukaryota; Metazoa; Chordata; Actinopteri; Salmoniformes; Salmonidae. Gene Ontology annotation, molecular function: actin filament binding. Gene Ontology annotation, biological process: actin filament organization.